Molecule: messenger RNA, 5678 nt
Organism: Coregonus sp. 'balchen'
Lineage: Eukaryota; Metazoa; Chordata; Actinopteri; Salmoniformes; Salmonidae
Source: the annotation of a GenBank genome assembly
AUGGACGGGGACCACGUCUUACGCGAUUUUAAAGAUAUUGAGACAAAGUUGGGUCGCAAAGUUCCUGAAAGUCUCAUUCGUUCCCUUGCAGGAGGAAAUAACCAUCACGACAAACAUGAGGAUACGAAAACGGCGACACCGAAAAACCAGUCGAACUCUGCUGACUUGAAACGACUGGAGAGCAAGAUGUUAUUUUUGAAACAGGAAAUGGUAAGUGGUUGCCUUAAAGAUGCGUCUGUCCCUGUCGGUUUGGGUCAGUGAGUUGCUUCAAACCACAGGAGGUUGGUGGCACCUUAAUUGGGGAGGACGGGCUCGUGGUAAUGGCUGGAGCAGAAUUAGUGGAAUGGUAUCAAAUACAUCAAACACAUGGUUUUCAUGUGUUUUAUGCCAUUCCAUUGGCUCCGUUCCAGCAUUUAUUAUGAGCCAUCCUCCCCUCACCAGCCUCCUGUGUUUCAUACAGUAAGCCUUUGAUAAUGUUUCUUGAAUACUGAAGCAGACAUCCAAAACGGGUACUGUUGCAAUUCAAACAGGCUUUUUUAAGUCAGUUCACUUCUUUUUCAAAACCUUUCUGUAUAUUCAGUGGUGCAUUGCAUUAAGUGCAAUUUACCCAAGGCCCGCAGUGACUGGUCUGGAGCGUGAAGUCACCAGCUCUGCUGGUCGGCUACUGCGUAGCAACUAAUGAUGUAUAUAAACCCUGGAUUUCGGAUGCUAUGUAUUGGCCAUUGAGAAGCUUUGAAGCCACCGGUCAGCACUCCCCAGUAGGAACAGUCCUCCAUAGGAACCAAUGGAAUUCUACAGUAUUUCAAGGACAAAAUUACAUUUAUUUAAGUAUUGUGUUGUUGUAGUGGGGACAGUAACAUUAGUAAUCCCAAAGAAUUAUACUUUAAGGAAAAAAAAAAAUAUAUAUUAUUUCAUUUUUUAUUUGUAUGUUUAGCUCACAUAAUAUAAUUUAAAAUAAUACAUUAAAGUGUCUGUAAUAGAAUAAAUAUGGCAAAAACAAAUGUAGAAUGUAAAUGCAUUUCUAUAGCUUCCAAAAUAUUUUUAACAAUGGUGAGGGAGUGCCAAGAUGGAGGCAUGGUGGCUUCAACACAGCACCCCCUACAAGUCAUCUAGUGUAUAUAUAAAUCAUUGGUAGAAGCCCUGGUCUUCCUUAGAAAGCAUAUGGAAAGGUCAAAAAAUAUAAAUAAUAGAUGGCCACUUUGGGCUCUAAAAUUAGUUCUACGGUGAAUUAUUCCGCAACAAAUCCAGAUAUUUAAUUAAAUAGUGAUCCAUUAGACUACUACAUUUGUCUUCACACAGGACCAUGUGCUGACACAGACCAGUCACUCACACCGUCAUGAACACUCUUUGCACGUGUAUCUAAGGGGGUGUGGUGUGCAUCAAGCAGCUGUUGGGUUGAAUCUCUCAGGCAGGAUGAAAACGACUACAUCGACCAUGAUCCUUUGCUAGUUAUGGCCACUUUAACAAUGAUUUCACCUUAGAGAAUUUUUGCCAUUCAGCCCCAUUCAACAAUAUGGCGUGCUUCAAAUUCUAAUACUUCCGGCUUUCAUGCGCCAUCAGGAGUUUUCCAUAGGAAUACGUGGAUUCGUCAGCGCUAUCACUAUCUACUGGUUUUAAUAUCUAUGAAUUUACCCAAGCUAACAAAAUAGCUUUUAGCUGUAGUAGUCUGGUUGUUGUCCAAGGUUAUUGCAGCUGUUUUAUUUAGGCUAUAUUGAAAGUUUACUGACCUGUGAUAUCUUAAUUCAACAUGUUAUGCAAUAACCUACAGAUGCCUGAUGGCAAUCCAACUUUAUUGCCCUUGUGUUCAUAGGCUAUACUUUUGCCUUCUCAGAAGUUUAUGGAUGACUUAUAAUGCUGAUCUUAAGGCAAUGGAGAUAUACUGUAUAAAAUGUUAGCCCAUUCAUAGACGCUAACUACCUUUAGCGCCUAUUGAUGGUAGUAUCUUCUGGCUGGGGGAGUUUUGUUAAGAGCCCUGACACUUGCUCUAAACGUUAACACGCAUCACUUGCGGUACGGUUUUGGAAACAUAAGGAAGGUAUCUUUCAUAUCAGUGAGAAAUAUAUAUACAGUGCAUUCGGAAAGUAUUCAGACCCCUUCCCUUUUUCCACAUUUUGUUAUGUUACAGCCUUAUUCUAAAAUUGAUUAAUUAAAACAUGUUCCUCAUCAAUCUACACACAAUACCCCAUAAUGACAAACAAAAACAGGUUUUUAGACAUUUUUGCAAAUGUAUAAAAAUAUAAAACAGAAAUAUCUUAUUUACAUAAGUAUUCAGUCCCUUUGCUAUGAGACUCGAAGUUGAGCUCAGGUGCAUCCUGUUUCCAUUGAUCAUCCUUGAGAUGUUUCUACAACUUGAUUGGAGUCCACCUGUGCAAAUUCAAUUGACUGGACAUGAUUUGGAAAGGCACCUGUCUAUAUAAGGUCCCACAGUUAACAGUGCAUGUCAGAGCAAAAACCAUGCCAUGAGGUCGAAGGAAUUGUCUGUAGAGCUCUGAGACAGGAUUAUGUCGAGGCACAGAUCUGGGGAAUGGUACCAAAACAUUUCUGCAGCAUUGAAGGUCCCAAAGAACACAGUGGCCUCCAUCAUUCUUAAAUGGAAGAAGUUCGGAACCACCAAGACUCUUCCUAGCGCUGGCCGCCCGGCCAAAUUGAGCAAUUGGGGGAGAAGGGCCUAGGUCAGGGUGGUGACCAAGAACCCGAUGGUCACUCUGACAGAGCUCCAGAGUUCCUCUGUGGAGAUGGGCGAACCUUCCAGAAGGACAACCAUCUUUUCAGCACUCCACCAAUCAGGCCUUUAUGGUAGAGUGGCCAGACGGAAGCCACUCCUCAGUAAAAGGCACAUGACAGCCCGCUUGGAGUUUGCCAAAAGGCACCUAAAGGACUCUCAGACCAUGAGAAACAAGAUUCUCUGGUCUGAUGAAACCAAGAUUGAACUCUUUGGCCUGAAUGCCAAGCGUCACGUCUGGAGGAAACGUCGCAUGAUCUCUACGGUGAAGCAUGGUGGUGGCAGCAUCAUGCUGUGGGAAUGUUUUUCAGCGGCAGGGACUGGGAGACUAGUCAGGAUCGAGGGAAAGAUGUACUGAGCAAAGUACAGAGAGAUCCUUGAUGAAAAUCUGCUCCAGAGCGCUCAGGAUCUCAGACUGGGGCGAAGGUUCACCAUCCAACAGGACAACAACCCUAAGCACACAGCCAAGACAACGCAGGAGUGGCUUCGGGACAAGUCUGAAUGUCCUUGAGUGGCCUAGCCAGAGCUCAGACUUGAACCCGAUCGAACAUCUCCCAUCCAACCUGACAGAGCUUGAGAGGAUCUGCAGAGAAGAAUGGGAGCAACUCCCCAAAUACAGGUGUGCCAAGCUUGUAGCGUCAUACCCAAGAAGACUCGAGGCUGUAAUCGCUACCAAAGGUGCUUCAACAAAGUACUGAGUAAAGGGUCUGAAUACUUAUGUAAAUGUAUUAUUUUUGCUUUGUCAUUAUGGGGUAUUGUGUGUAGAUUGAUGAGGGCAAAAAAGUUUUCAUCCAUUUUAGAAUAAGGCUGUAGCUUAACAAAAUGUGAAAAAAGUCAAGGGGUGUGAAUACUUUCCGAAUGCACUGUAAGACAGCAAGAGUACUCUGCUGUGUUCCCUCCUCCCUACUAUAGUGAAUGGCACAUUUGGGCCAUCUAAGGCUUUUGUGCUGUUGUCACCUCUUACAAUCAGAACUUAAUCUUUAAUCCAAUCAAGCUGCUUUUCUCUUGGCCAACUGGCUGUUUCACUUCACAAUAGUCCACCACAGUGGACGCAUCAUAAUACCCAUAAAAACACAGAAAUGGUUCCAAUGGUUUUUCCGCCAUUCAUUUUUCACAUCGUGAAUUUUACAAAAAAAUGUGUUUGUUUGGUGCAGUCUUACCUUGGUGUGACGGUAUAAUAGCUGUGUAAUUCUCUCUCGGACAAGGUGAGUUUUAUCAAUAUAUUCGCCUCAAUUUUCUCAAAAAAAUUCACAAUGCUAAAUAUUGAUAAAAGUGACCUUGUCCGAGAGAUUUGCGCAUUCAUCAAAACGUCACGCCAGGGUAAGCCUAGACGAAACACAGACCUUAUAUGAAGUAGUCCUAGAUGGAAAAAUGAAUGGUGAAAAAAACGAUUGGAACCAUUUCCGGUUUUUAUGACUCAUACGGUGGUACUCAAUAGACUACCAGUUGUCUGUAUCUUGGUCAUCUUGUGUAUUCCUCCACAAAUAUUUCAUUCAAAUACUGUAUAUUGUUAUAACAUAGGUAUAUUAACAUUUUGUAAAAAAAGAAAAUAAAAAAGAAAUGCCUAUAACUCCCAUUUUAGACAAAAGCCCAGAAUAAUCUGACUUGUUUUAAAUAGAGUUCAGAAAAUAUCUUAAACUUAAUUCUUGUAAGUAUUGUUGGAGGGCGGGUAAAUCAAUAAAGAUGAAUAUAAAUGACUAACAAACAAAAAAUCAAGCAGCAGUAAAUCACAUUAGCUAGACCCAUGUUGUGAUUCACCACCCCAUUCGAACCAACUUUAAUUGACACUGCUAAUACUGUUGUAAAAUUCCGCUAUGCUCCGGCUCAACGUGUGUGCACACAUAAAGGGCGGGUUAUAUCCGCAAAGCAAACACUGGCAGAAUUAUGAGCUAAACGGGGCCUGUCACGAUCCACUCCCAAGAAAGGGCUCUGUUUUAUAAAGCCAGUUGUCCGGAACAUUGUAUCAGCUUUGUCAGCCACCAUCUGGCGUAAUGCUUUUUGACUGCUGCCACUGACUGUCCAUUGGCGUAAACAGCUGGCUAUUUGUCGCUGGUAGCCUGGGGGAAUCUUUCUGAAUGAGACCAUAGGCUACCUCCCCCCACCCCUACUCUAUGGGGAUUGUCAUGGUGCGGUGGUAAAUCAAUGGUGGUACUGUAUAGGCAUCUAGGUGAGAAUGUCCUUCUAUGCGCUAUGCAGUCACAGACCAAGCUGUUACAUGACAAGGAUGGAAAGAUCUCCUGUGGCAUGCUGUUCUGUCUUUGUCUACAUGUCACUUCCAAAGAGUAGAGUGGUGUCUUUACUAUCCCCCAGGGGCAAUUUGAUGUUCACCAUUACUUUGCCAAUGCAAAAGACAUGCUGGUGUUGGCUUCUCACAAAAAUUGAAUAGGAAAGCAUUGUAUCUAAAAAACUAAUACGAUUGUAGGCCUACUUGUUGGAAGUGUGUUAUUGUGUGACUUUAUAAUACAUGUAAAAAUGUGGGUUUCAAGUUGUCCAGUUUCUAGUCCAAAUCUAUAAUGACAAAGGCCUAAAAUGCAUCUCCUUUUCACACCAAACGCAGGCCCACCUCCGUGCCAUCGAUGUCAAGCUGAUGCAGCAGCUGAUGUCCAUCAACGACGGCAUCGAAUCCAUCAAAUGGGUGAUGGACGACAAGGAGGGAAUAGCCAGUCGUGAAAGCAGCCUGACAGGCAGCCUGUACAGCCUAUCAGACAGCCAGGACGACACCUCUUCACGCGGCAGCUUCAUCAGUCUGCACGACGGACACAGCGAUGGAUUGGACGGGAUAUCCGUGGGCAGCUAUCUGGAUACGUUGGAUGAGUUAGCAGAAGACCUUCCAGAACACCGUUCUCCAACAGACCUUGAUCUUUUCUCUGAUAAACCCGUUAUAGAGGACGAGACUUUCAGCAAGCCAACAAUGCGACUCAGAGUGGACUCCGAUGAGUACUACUGCUUUGGAUAG